This is a messenger RNA of Anthostomella pinea, 1239 nucleotides long. NCBI's taxonomy places the organism in Eukaryota, Fungi, Ascomycota, Sordariomycetes, Xylariales, Xylariaceae. The record is from the annotation of a GenBank genome assembly.
AUGACUAACGUAGUGAGCCCUGCAGCCAGCUACCCAUCACCCCCAGCGCAAUACUCGCCGGCUGAUAACCCUUCCCUGGGAUCACUUUAUGAGCACGUCUCCAUGUCGUCGUCAUCGUCACCCCACGGCGCGCAUGGCAGCGCAUCGGAAAAGAGCCCUCUGUCGUCUCUGAACCUCAACUUCCUCAAGUCUUUGAAUGACAAGAGGACGACGAGAGAUGGCAACCCGCCGAAGCGUCGUGGACCGAAACCCGACAGCAAACCGGCGCUUACCCGUCGCCAGGAAUUGAACCGUCAGGCGCAAAGGACCCAUCGAGAACGAAAGGAGUUAUAUAUCAAGGCUCUCGAGGACGAAGUGCUGCGAUUGAAGGAGAUCUUCAGCAACGUCACGCAGGACAAAGACAAGCUUGCCGAAGAGAAUCGGCAACUGAGGAACCUGCUCAACCAGAAUGGCAUCGCCGCGGCUUCCACCACAGCCAUGGACGACGUGAUCAGCAACCCCAGUCUAGGAUACACGUCAAGCGGAAGCAUCUCGGGCAGCUACGCGCCGGGCUCCAGCACGACCGCAUACACACCACCUCUGACGUCGAUAUCGACUGCCUCGGGGUCGAACUCGGGCCAGCUGUUGGGAGGCCAUCAACAGUCCGCUCAGAGCGGCGUGGACUACGACCAGGCUGGGAUUGAUUUCGUGUUAGCGUACGAGAACCCCAAUGACCCCUCAAAGGCAUACAUGUCGCCUCCCCAUCAUCUCGAGAAACCUUGCAUGGACCACCUGCCAUACCUGCUAGACCGGGCCGGCGAGCCCGGCGGCGAGCCCUGCGGCCACGCCCUCAUGGCCACCUGCCCCCCGGAGCCCUUUCCCGAGCUGAACGGCGAUAUCCCGUUCGGCUUCGCGCACGCCGCGGCCGCCGCUGCCGCCGCCACCGACGGCAAUGGCAACGGCAAGGGCCAGCCGCCCCUCCGCACGUGGCAGCUGUCCAAGGGCGACCUCGCCACCCUGCUCGACCUGAGCAAGAAGCUGGACCUGGACGGCGAGAUCACGCCCGUCAUGGCCUGGGGCAUGAUCCUGUCGCACCCGCGCCUGACCGAGCUCACCCGCCAGGACUUCGAGAAGGUUAUCGACGACCUGACCGGCAAGGUCCGCUGCUACGGAUUCGGCGCCGUGAUGGAGGAGUUUGAGGUGCGCGACGCUCUCAACGCCGCGCUCUCGUCCAAGCCGGAGGUGGGCAUGGUUUUCUGA